Messenger RNA from Anisakis simplex (herring worm), 324 nucleotides. The record is from the annotation of a GenBank genome assembly. NCBI's taxonomy places the organism in Eukaryota, Metazoa, Nematoda, Chromadorea, Rhabditida, Anisakidae.
AUGCGACUGAGGCAAGAGAGGUUUUUCGAUAGGAAACGCUCUUGUAGGAUUUCUUUCGAGCGCGAGAACGGUAUGCUCUCAGAUCCUCAACCAGACUUCCACAAAGGUCAUCAGAAGGAAUCGUGCUCNCGCGAGAACGGUAUGCUCUCAGAUCCUCAACCAGACUUCCACAAAGGUCAUCAGAAGGAAUCGUGCUCGAUAGAUUAUUUAUUCAUUCCGCGUAUGAGGACAGAGCUAUUCAGCCGUUCAUGGAUUCAGACAAUUCUUGAUCGCCAAAACGGUUCUGAUGAAGAUCGAUUGAGAUUUGCAUUCCGUAUUGAUUAG